ACUCGAUCGAUGACGGGAAGUUAAGGCGCUUCAACUGGAGCGAGGAUAGUCGGGAAUCACAAUAAACAGGAUUGAGUCCACUAUCCCAGCAUGGGGGACAUGAAAACCCCCGAUUUCGAUGACCUGUUGGCAGCGUUUGACAUUCCUGACAUUGAUGCCAAAGAGGCUAUCCAAUCAGCCCCGGAUGAGGUGGAGGGGCAUCAAGGAGCAGGGGGAGGGUCUCUCAUAAAGUCUGGUGAGGGUUCGGUGGGGGGAAGUUCAGCCCUUAGAUCCCCCAGCCCAUCCACGGAUUCUCAGAGUGACCCUUUAAUUGUUAGCGUGAUUGUGAAGAACCGGGUUCACCCUGAGCCCUUUGAUGGUGGUGAUGGCUCAGUACCAAAACCGCUCAAUCAUAAUGGAUUUGUGUCGUCAGGUGGGUCUGGUCAUGUGUCUCAGGCCCGGUGCCAGUCUAAUGGAGAGCAGUGGCCCAUAUGCAGCUCAAAGGUAAAUUCGGAGACCCCAGGAUCUGUUCUUGGAAAUUCCAGCACCACCAAACAGGGAAGCAAUAUCUUUAAUAAGCUGAAGCCCUUGAUGACGCAAGGCGCUGGAGACUCGGUUGGAAGGGCACGAAAAAUGCAGCUUCUGCAACAGCAGCAAAUACAGCUGGAGAUGAACCUAGAAGGUGCAGAUAAGGUCAAAGCUCCUGCUAUUCCUAGUGGGGCAAGUGGAGCAGCAUCUCCUUUCAUUCCCCCACCUAAACCACUUCUUUCUACUCCCUCCACAGCUUCAUCUUCCUCGCCAUCAUCGUCCUCUCCCUCAGUUGGUUCCCGUGUUUCUGGGGCUGUGGCCUCGUCUCCUCUUGCUACAUCUCUAACAGAGCCGUUUAAUGGAACCCCACGACUUGGUUCUUUGGCAUUCGGUCACGUAGAUUCAGACGAGGAGGAUUCAGAUCCUGAUUCAGGAGGUUCACUGGUCAUCCAUGAAAGUCCAGACUCUCCCACCACUCAAAAACUGUCACAUAGGCUGAGGUCACCUCCUGAAAGUUCACAAUCUCCAUCGCUCCACCCUUCAAAGUCCAUAUCCCCACGUGCUUACCCCAAACCUGGUGAUGUUCCCCUAGCAUCACCUGCCUCACUCCGGGCUCAACAGAACCGGCUCUCCACACCAGUCCAGACAGGGACCGGAAAGAGUUUACCCCAAGAGGAGCGAAAUCCAGAGCAUGUGAUUGAAGAACGAGACUCACCAGAAAGCCCAGAACCUGAGAUGCCCAAGUCAUCCAUGCUAACGUCAGCUGUCACCAAAAGAUCUUGCAGUCCAGCAGUGGCUUCUUCAUCGCCAUCUGUUGUCCUUCGAGAACCCAAGGAGGAAGAAGAAGAGAUGGAAGUAGAUAAAGGGUCAACGGAGAAUGGACAAGAUGCGACCAAUGUGGAUGGUAAGGAUAGUGUGAAAAGGGAUGGAGAGAAAAUGGAGGUAGAUCAAGAGGGCAUCGUUGCACAGCCCAUCAUAGGGGACACCAGUGCAUCACAAAACAGUGGAGGUAAAGCUGUAGCUGGUGGAAAUGCUGCAUCAAGGCCUCUUAAAGUCCGUAUCAAGACCAUUAAGACUUCAACGGGAGGCAUUACUCGCACAGUUACUCGUGUAGCAGGCAAAGGAGGUGCUGCCAAUGCAGGCAAAGGCACAGAUGCAAGUAAAGUUCAAACAGGAAGUCGGACUGCACCUGCCAAAGGAGCCAGAAAAAAUGAUUCCACUGCGGGUCAAGUGGUAAAAUGUUCAACCCUACCAGUCUCCACUCUAGAAGCCAGUAGUGCCAUGCUAGCUGCAGCCAGCAAAGUUCAAAACAAAAUGGCUGAUAAGACCAAGGUUUCCGCCACUGCAGUUAGCAUCACAAAAGCCACCACUUUACCAGUAACACCAGCUGUUGGUGGAAUAAGUGUUCGGCCUACAGUCGGUAAAACUGCCAACGGAGGUACCGCCAACGUUCAUGUACCUUGUAAACCAGCCUCCAUCGUCAAUAGCACUGGUGCUGUUAUUUCACGUAGCCAGUCUAGCCUGGUAGAGGCUUUCAACAAGAUCUUAAAUAGUAAGAACUUGCUGCCAAGCUACCGUCCAGAUUUCUCAACUCUGCCACCCCCUGAAUGGGGUCUUCCUUUGCCUGCUGCUGGCUACCGCUGCUUGGAGUGCGGUGAUGCUUUCGCUCUGGAACGCAGCCUGGCACGACACUAUGACCGACGCUCUUUGAGAAUAGAGGUAACAUGUAAUCACUGCGCAAAGCGUCUCGCAUUCUUCAAUAAGUGCAGUCUGCUGCUGCAUGCGCGGGAGCACAAGGAGAGGGGUCUCGUCAUGCAGUGCUCACAUCUGGUUAUGAGACCAGUCACAGUGGAACAGAUGAUUGGCCAACAAGACACUACUCCUAUUGGUGUGCUCUCUCCCUCGCUGUCCUCUCCACCUCUGUCAUCCUCCACCACUACAACAGGGACAACUGCUGUACCGUCCACUUCUAGUCCACUAAAGGACUCCUCCUCUCCAGGCACGGCUUCCUCUCAGCCAAGCCCUGCACGCCGUGGGCCCCAGAGUCCUCAGGCUCUAAUGCCUCUACCCUGCAAGAAAGGCGAGGUCCUCCAUUACAACAACUUCAAGUGUCCUGAAUGCCAAACCCAGUUUAUAAGCAAGACUGAAUUAGUGACCCAUUUCCAGCAAAUCAGAGCUACUCCUAACUCGACUUGUACGCUUUGCUCCCCCCCCAUGAUGCUGCCUAAUUGGUGCAGUGUGUCGGCCCAUCAGCGGAUCCAUAAGCAUCGAGCUCCCCAUGUGUGCCCAGAGUGUGGUGGCACUGCCCGCCAAGCCACCUUUCAAACCCAUCUUGAAGAGGCCUGCCUGCACUUUGCCAGGCGCAUCGGCUACAGAUGCUCAAGUUGUCAGGUUGUGUUUGGAGGUCUGAAUUCUAUCAAGUCUCACAUUCAGACAGCACAUUGUGAGGUGUUCCAUAAGUGUCCCAAUUGCCCGAUGGCUUUCAAAUCUGCCCAGAGCGCCCAGGGGCACAUCACCUCCCAGCAUCCCACCCUCGCAGCUGCACAGGCCAAGAUGAUCCACAAGUGUGUCAUGUGUGACACUGUGUUUACCCAGAAGCCUUUGCUGUACAUGCAUUUUGACACUCACUUGGCUAAACAAAAGGUGCAUGUGUUCAAAUGUCCGGACUGCACCAAACUUUAUGCCCAAAAAGGAUCCAUGAUGGAACACAUAAAGACUGCUCAUAGAGGCCUGACAGUCAAAGCAGAAACCCCGCCCACCUCAUCUCCUGCCUCCACCCCUGCCAGCAACUCCACCUCUAAACCCAAACCAGCAGAAAACAAUUCAGAUGAAUUAAGCCAGGGACAUGGUGAGGAAGAGGAGGGGGAAGAGGAGGAAGGAAAACAGGAAGGGGAAGAGAAGGAAGAGGAAGAAGAUGAGGAAGAAAAUGAGGAGGAAGAGCAGCCUAGCUCGCCAGAGAGUGAGAGUAUGGAGUGGAGGUGCAGGGAAUGUAAGAAACGCUUUGCAGAGAAAGAGGAUUACAUCGGCCACAUGAAGAAUGAGCAUGGCACGGUAAUUAAGAAGUUCCCCUGCAGAUUGUGUGAGCGUUCAUUCAGUUCAGCCAACAGCCUGCGUCGACAUGUUCGUGUAAUACAUGAGGGGGUAAAGAGAGUCUUUCACUGCCCGCACUGUUCAGAGGGUAAGCGAACGUUCAGUAGUCGUCUGAUUUUGGAAAAGCACAUUCGGGUCAGACAUGGCAUCAGAACUCGGCAGCCAUCAGAAAGACAGAGCGGUCCAAACACCAGAAAGCGUUCACUUCCAGGUGAGGGGGCGGGCAGUUCAUCUGAGCUUGACAACGAGGGUGGAGCUCCCUCUGUUGGGGGCGGAACCGAUGCUGAUGAAAUUGCGGGAGAGGACUCAUCGGGUCCGGCAAAGAGAACUCGAGCAUCUGAGAACCGACUGGUCGAGCAAGAGGAGGAUGACGGCACAUUCCGCUGCACACCCUGUGGCUUCACCACCCAGGAUUGGGAGGAGUUUCAGCGCCACAUUCCCGUCCACUGUGAUGCGGAAAAUGCAUCACAACAGUGCCUGCAGUGUGGAGCCUGCUUCGCCUCGGCCGGCUCCCUCAGUCGCCACAAAUUCAUCACACACCACUUACGCCAAGGACAGUAUGACAAUCGUGGCGGGAAUGCAUCUCCUAGUGCGUCACCACAGGACGGCUCACCCUCCUCACCUAAAGUGGGCGAGGAGGGGGAGGGAGGGGUCAGCUGCAGAGUGUGCGGUCGACGCUACGACAAAGCCUCGGACCUUAACACACACUUCCGCACACAUGGCAUGGCCUUUAUCGCAGCACACAGGACCGACAAACCCUUGUAGAAAGACAAAGACAGGAAAAAUGGCAAAGACAUUGGAAACAGGACAAGGCUUUGGACCAUCUAAUGCAAAGAAUUUCAGAUUAAAGGGGUGGUUCACCCAAAAAUGGAAAUUAUGUCAUCAUUUACUCGGCCUCAUGUUGUUCCAAACCUGUGUUGAGAUGUUAUGCAAAAUGACUGUCUCAGUCACCAUUUACUUUUAUUGUAUGGAAAAAAGAUGCAGAAACACUUCCAUUUCAUUCUAUGGAAGAAAGUAAUUCAUACAGUUUUGGAACAAUACGAGGGUGAGUAAAUGAUGACAGAAUUUUCAUUCUUGGGUGAACUCUCUCUUUAAUUAAUCAAAUUUGAAAUAUUUGAACUGUCUUUAUGAUUGUAACGUUAAUAAGAUUCUCAUUUGUCUUCCGAAAAAUACAAAGUUACUAAAGUUAAUUUCCCCCCCUUUUCUCCAUUCACGCCCUCUUUCCGAAAUCCCUCUGCCAUUAUUUCCACCUUAAUAUUUACACGUCAAAUUGUAUCUCAGACAGGGUUUGUGCCGUUCAGCCUCUGCUGGUUUUUGUUUAGCUGAGCUUGAAUCCACAAAAGCAUUACAGCAAAAAGCAAGGUGCUAAUGAAGGUUUUUUUAACAAAUAAAAAGAAAAACACUGAAUUUAAAUGUAACUAUAUUGUACAGACAUUGUAGUACUGAUAUUUAUUUAUACAAAGCAUUCAUCAGUCUUUUGAUAAUCAUUGAUAACAAAAAAAAAACAGUGUUUGGAAAAAGGUGUUGUUUGUGCGAGGAGAUAUGAUAUUUGAGGUCAGAGGUUAUUGAUGGAUUGUAAAGUUUAAAUAGUCAGGAAAGGUCAAUAUAAGCAAACAUAAGAACACAUUUCAAUCACAAAUACACAUAGGCACAUUUCAUAUGUGUAUAAAUGCAAUUAAAGUUGGUAUGUUUGUUGCAUUUGAAAAUGUGUAUAAGUUCAGUGUUUGUAUUUGCAUUUUUUCCUUAGCUGAAUUGUCAACAUUGAAAUACUGAUAGUGGAUGUUUUUGUUUGGACAAGGAGCUUGAUGUAUUUUUAGACUUUGAGUGUGAAGGAUUGCUUGUGUCUUUUAUUAUGAAUUAUGUACAAAUAUGAAUGUUGUUUGUGUUUUUUUCCAUUGAUAAGAGUCUUUAUCAAAAAAAUGUAUGUAAAACCACAUUUCUUAAUAAUAAUAUUGUGGUCAUGUGGAUCAUUCGUUUGAGUGAAUUCUAUCCUUCCAGUAAUAUAUGUCCCAUACAUAGACAGUAUAUAGAUAUCCAUCUUAUUCGGUGAUGAACUGCCUGUUUCACUGCCGUACAUUCUGUGUCAGUUCUGUUGUUUUUUUUUUGUUUGUUUGUUUUUUUUAAAUAAAACAGUAAAUUGGUACAGUACAUAUAUUGGUGUCCUUAUUGUUCAAUUGAGUUCACAAGUCGAAGAAUGCAAAGCCCUGAUGUAUGUUGGGAACACAAACACUCGCAAAAUGUUAAGAAUAACAGUUGCAAAAUACAAUACAAUUACUGCCAAAUAUCUGUAUAAAAGUGGUGUUUUGAAACUUUUUACCUACCUGUUUCUUACACAUUUAAUCAAUGUUGCUUUUUGUGCAUGACUAAAGAUUUGUUGUCAAAAACUUAAUAUAACUAGGUUGGACAACUUUUAUGUUGCAUUAAAUACUUGUCAACGCUGAAUAACAGAUAGUCCAAAGUCAGAACUCUUAUUUCUAUAUGUCUGAAUUGAGUACAUAUUUUGAUUUGACUUAAUAUAUAAGUUCAUAACUAAUUAAAUGUAAAAAGUCCUUUUUUUUCUGCCAAAUGUGUAGGAUUCUAAAGCAAUUAUACUGUAUUAUGCUAAGCAGUGCUCUUUCUUAAGACAUCAGUGACAACGUUUACAAGUUUACAUCAGUGACAAUUUACAAAGAGAUUGCUGAUACAGUGCUGUGAAAUGAUUUCUGUUUCCUGAUUUCUUCUGUUUUUGUGUACAUAUACUAAAUUGUUUAAAAACGUAUAAC
Messenger RNA from Myxocyprinus asiaticus (Chinese sucker), 6359 nucleotides. RefSeq names its product zinc finger protein 687b-like. NCBI's taxonomy places the organism in Eukaryota, Metazoa, Chordata, Actinopteri, Cypriniformes, Catostomidae. The coding region runs from base 91 to 4362 and encodes 1423 amino acids. The transcript has 10 exons. The record is from RefSeq and is a predicted model, not a curated record.